Molecule: messenger RNA, 520 nt
Organism: Sinocyclocheilus rhinocerous
Lineage: Eukaryota; Metazoa; Chordata; Actinopteri; Cypriniformes; Cyprinidae
Product: coiled-coil-helix-coiled-coil-helix domain-containing protein 2-like
Exons: 3
Biological process (GO): positive regulation of transcription by RNA polymerase II; mitochondrion organization
Cellular component (GO): nucleus; mitochondrion
Molecular function (GO): sequence-specific DNA binding
Source: RefSeq, a predicted model, not a curated record
UGCGCAGGAGCGGAAGUUCAACGUUACGAUGUAAUCUGCUAGAAAGUUCCCCGGAUAAUAAGUACAGUGCGAAGGUCAGAAGCGUGCGGACAGAGUGAAUUGCAGCAAAGUAAUAUUAAAAUAGCAGGGCUUUCAGCAAGUCUCGGAUCUUUUCUGGAAUUCGUCAUAAAAAAGCAACAUGCCCAGAGGAAGCCGAAGCAGAACUUCGAGGAUGAGUCCUCCAAGUUACUCCUCACCAUCACCUCCACCAAUGGCCAGAGCAGCUCCUCGACAAUCAUACGCUCCAGCGCCCGCUCCUCCUCCACCAUCAGCGGUGGCGGCUCCUGCUGCUGCUCCCCGUCAGCCGGGAAUGUUCGCCCAGAUGGCGUCCACUGCGGCGGGCGUUGCUGUCGGCUCUGCUGUCGGACACACAAUAGGUCACGCCAUGACUGGCGGCUUCAGUGGAGGUGGAAACUCAGAAGCUGCCAGGCCUGAUGUUACCUAUCAGGAUUUUGGUACAUCUUCAUAUGUGACCCUGGAG